UCAGCUGCUGGUGGGCGGGGCUCUGACUGGACAAGGCAUUAGCAUUGAUUCAUAGGGUCGCCCAUGUCCCAGCUCAAGGUGUAGCAGGAAAGAGGAAGGUGUAGUUCAACCCUGCAUGCUUUCUUUUUGCUUUGACGUUGCACUGAUUUAGAAAUGCUGCACUUCCUGUUGCUGUUCAGUCGGCAGGGGAAGCUGCGCCUGCAGAAAUGGUUCACGCCGCUACCGGAGCGAGAGAAGAAGAAGGUGGUGCGGGACAUGAUGAUGUUAGUGUUGCCUCGGCCCACACGCACCUGCAACUUUCUGCACUGGCAGGACCUGAAGAUUGUUUACAGGAGGUAUGCCAGCCUGUACUUCUGCGCCGGUCUGGACAGCCAGGAUAACGAGUUGCUCGCCCUAGAGGUGCUGCACAGAUACGUGGAGCUGUUGGACAGAUACUUUGGUAACGUGUGCGAGUUGGACAUCAUUUUUAAUUUUGAAAAGGCCUACUUCAUCCUGGAUGAGUUUCUGAUGGGAGGAGAGAUUUUAGAAACCUCUAAAUUUGCCGUGGGGGCGUCUAUGGAGGACGCCGACACGCUCCAGGAGACGCUGGAGGAGUACAUGAGCAAACCAGCCUACUGACGACCACGUGGUCUGCAUGCCACCGCUUUGCUCCUGAUUUUGUUCUUCUGCAGGUUUUAAGACUAGAAGAGUGAUUUUAAAAGAGACUGGUCCUUCAGUGUUUGGGCGAGUGAAAGGAGAAACACUCAGACAGUAAGGAAAAAUAAAGUCAAUGCUUUAUUAACAACAGAUAUGUGACCACGCGUAGGAAAAAUGUACAAGUGCAAAGAACUCAACACUGAUCUGGAUUGUGUGCAGAAGUCUAAGGCUGGUGAAACACACCUUCAUCUGGUCAGGAACAACUUUUGAGCUAAACAUCAAAUGAAAACACCAGAUUUAUUUUAAUAAAUACGUUUUUGUAAACCUA
Nothobranchius furzeri (turquoise killifish) is the source of this 964-nucleotide messenger RNA. It is a transcript of the gene ap1s3a, whose product is annotated as adaptor related protein complex 1 subunit sigma 3a. Gene Ontology annotation, molecular function: clathrin-cargo adaptor activity. The record is from RefSeq and is a predicted model, not a curated record. Gene Ontology annotation, biological process: vesicle-mediated transport; intracellular protein transport. NCBI's taxonomy places the organism in Eukaryota, Metazoa, Chordata, Actinopteri, Cyprinodontiformes, Nothobranchiidae. Gene Ontology annotation, cellular component: intracellular membrane-bounded organelle; membrane coat; AP-1 adaptor complex.